AGAAUGUGUACUUACAUUUCUGUGUAUGACUCUGUUGUACUUACGAUUCCUGUGAUCAUAAUGGCUAGCGAAUUUAGUGCUUUCUAACGAUUUGGAUUAUCGGUUACUUCUAAGUCGGAUUAUUUGUAUAUGGUUUUACUGGUUUAUGUAUCAACGUAUGGAAGGAAUUAUUAUAUUAAUACACUAUCACCGAGGAGCCAUAUAGCCACUGGAGAUUUAGUCCAUAAACCAAACUAGCAGUGCGAGGACACAAUAGUUUAUCACGGAAUGCAGUCAUAAAACGCAGACGACUUUUAACUUAGUUCGGAGUUGAUUUCGUUUUACGGAGUUGAUUUCUUAUACCGGAGCGUGUGUGUGUGUAGAUCGGUUCACGAUUCAUUAGGUUAUGGACACUUUCUGAGUAAAGGAUCUCGAGUUCGCUUAAAACCCCCAGACCGUGAAGUUAGACAGGACAAUCGGUGAUUUUAUCCGAGUACACAGGACAGUCUGUACAGGUGAGUUCGUCUUGUGAUGGAUCUGCCGCCUCCCGCCACGAAGAGGCUGAUCAAGACGGCUCUCCACCAAGCCAUUCUAGACUGUCGUCUACACCAGGUCAGACUGCUCGUUUUCAAACAUGGCGUUAACAUCGACAGUCGCGACAUCAACGGCCGCACCCCGCUCAUGCUGUCGUGCAUGAUAGCCAACCCGGAAUAUGCGUACAAGAUGGCGAAGAUCCUGUUGAAGUCUGGGGCGUCGCUCAACGUGAAAGACAACAUGGAGAGAACCGCCCUCAGCUACGCCUGCAUGAACGGACGGGAGGGCAUCGUGGCCAGGAUCCUCAAGGAGGACGUCCUGGACAUCAACGAACCGGACACCGACGGCAACACGCCUCUUCAUCACAGCACCUUAAGCAGCAAUCCUAAAAUAGUGGAGAUGUUGGUUGAAGCCUUCAAGAAGUUCGGUUUGAACGCCGACAGAAGAAACAAUCUUGGAUAUACGGCUCUGCUCCUUGCCUGCAAGUUUGGUCAUUACGUGUCGGCCCACAUCCUGCUGACGCGGAUCCAGGCGUCCCCGACUCUGAGGGAUGGGGAGAUGUACCUGAACGCGGCAGACUGGACUCGCAGGAGCCACGAUGUUCGGAUGACCCUUCAGAACACCAUCCGACGCUCGCUGGCCUUCGAGAGGGAGCCCACCCAGCACACGUUGUCGUUCUCCAGAGAGUCGACGAUGUACCAGAAGCCGUUCACGCCCGUCUGCCAUCACACCAAAGCACAGAAGAAUCCACUAAGCUGCAGCUUCGGCUCGGUGUUGAAGCUGCCGGCGCUGUUUGAAACGUCUGUGAAUGACAGUGAUAGAAGCGAGGUCUUCAUUGACGGACUGGAGGCAAGGCAGGUUCUGCUGAACGAAAUCAUGGACACAGAGCCCAAACAGCGACCUUUCUCGACGAAAACCACCAAUACAAGAUGGGCGCAUCCAUCCACGGCUAAACUGAUGUCUUUGGGCAGACGCAGCAAAACGGCAGUAAUUCCGGACAUGGUAACGUUGUUUCGAAUAUAUUCUGAGCAAUAUCAACCAGACUGGAAGAAAUAUCAUCGUAGAAGUGAAAGAAAAGUGACGCUUGUGACAUCAUUAGAUAACACAUCUGCCAUCAGUGGAGAACUUCCGUCACUGGAGGCGCAUGCGCCGUAAUUAGAAUUCAAAAUGGGAGUAAAUGUUAGACAUUAAAUUUUAUGACAUCAGAAUAAUGUCAUUUUGUUCCAUAUACCUAUAGGUUUAUUUUGUUUAUAUUGCUAACAGUAUGUUGAAUUUUCGUAGUGUUGUUAUGUGGAUGUUGCAAUACAUGACAGUGACUGUGUACUCAAACAAAACAGUUCCUGAAAUGUGCAAAACUUACAUGUAAAUAAUUUCAGUUUGGUUUGAUAUAACAAGAAAGGUAAAAGGGUUUUGGAGAUAAAAAAAAAUACCCUACUUAUUUUUGUGUGCAAUUUAGAAAACAAUCGGCUCAGAAAUAAAUAACUUGCAGUAAAUUCCAUAGUAUGAAAAAAAGGCUUUCCCUGUAUACUAUUAAUUAUUUAACAUUAAAUUAUAAUGUUGAAAUUAAUGUAACAAACAUAACACCUUA
Gigantopelta aegis is the source of this 2101-nucleotide messenger RNA. Its product is annotated as inversin-B-like. The record is from RefSeq and is a predicted model, not a curated record. Lineage: Eukaryota; Metazoa; Mollusca; Gastropoda; Neomphalida; Peltospiridae. The transcript has a single exon. Bases 511 to 1668 code for a protein of 385 amino acids. Gene Ontology annotation, molecular function: protein binding.